CCUUUUUUGUAAACCGAAAGAAACCAACUAAAAUUAACGACAAUGGGAAGCAAAUCCUUAGACUUAAACUGCAUAGAAAUUUCACAAAGGACUCCAAUUCCAUGGCCUUGAAUUUCAUUGCUUCUUCUCUUCACCCAAAGCCUUCUACUACUACUACUAGUCCACUAUCUUUGUUCCCAAAACACAAGCACUUUCUCAAGCUCCACUCUUCUUAUUCUUUCAGAACAUUUGGUCAGCCAGAGGGAGCUGAAGGAAGAGUUACAGAGGAGGAUCCUCCUGUUUCUUUCUCUGGAUCCUUGUCUUCCGCACGCACACAGCUGGAUCUGUUAGAACAACUCACUUCCACUAGCUCAGCAGUUGAUGGUUAUGAAAGUGAUGGCAGUUCCCAGAAACUUACAAUCCGUGACCAGCUAGCACGAUUAGUUGGAGACAGAGAUGAUGAUUUCAGCAUUCCAUUGGGUAAAGAUUUAAAGAAGCUUAGUGCCAAGUUCUUAACCAUUUCACAGAAGAGAAAUAUCAGAAGACAAGCUUACCUGGAUGAAGUGUCUCAAAGGAAUGAUUCAGUUUUCUUUGCGACUAUUGGAGCUUUUGUAAUUCUUCCACCUUUUAUAAUAUUAGGUAUUGCAAUAAUAACUGGUUAUGUACAGCUUUUUCCAUGACAUAUAUGACUUUAGAUUACUAUAGUGAAAUUACAAUUUCUUGCACUAAAUUCGGAGUUGUGAUGCUCUAACUAA
This is a messenger RNA of Quercus lobata, 734 nucleotides long. Its product is annotated as myosin-G heavy chain-like protein. Lineage: Eukaryota; Viridiplantae; Streptophyta; Magnoliopsida; Fagales; Fagaceae. The record is from RefSeq and is a predicted model, not a curated record. Bases 102 to 659 code for a protein of 185 amino acids. The transcript is spliced from 3 exons. Gene Ontology annotation, cellular component: chloroplast.